AUGCGGCGACACACGGGCGAGAGGCCGUACACUUGCAGCUUGUGCCCAGCAGCUUACGUCAGCAAGUACGGACUGACGGUGCACACAGCCAGUCACAAGCGCCAGGUGCCAUUCGGGUGCCUCCUGUGCGGCAUGAAAUUCGCCGCCAAAGGGAAGUUUCGUGGACACGUUUGCAACCACUCGCUCGAGAGGCUGCACGCCUGCCACCUUUGUCCCGCCAAUUUCAUCCAGAAGUACCACCUGCGAAGUCACCUGAUCACGCACUCCAAUGAAAACCCACACCGGUGCAACGUGUGCCAGAAAGCGUUCGGGCGGCGUCCUGCACUCGUGAAGCACAUACGCGUUAGUGAGCACGCUGAAGAACACUGA
This is a messenger RNA of Rhipicephalus microplus (southern cattle tick), 369 nucleotides long. RefSeq names its product gastrula zinc finger protein XlCGF8.2DB-like. The record is from RefSeq and is a predicted model, not a curated record. NCBI's taxonomy places the organism in Eukaryota, Metazoa, Arthropoda, Arachnida, Ixodida, Ixodidae.